UUCAUGAUCAAUUCUUGUUCUUUUAAAUGGCCUGGAUUGUGUAAAAUUUUCUCAUUUACUCUGUAAAUCUCAGUGGUUUUAAGCUUCUAGACAAGAUCAAAAAUGGAAACUAAUGCUGAUCGCUACUGGGGAGAAGUUUCCGAUGAAAUUCCCAGCUCAAACGAUGCAAAUUUUGAAGAACUGUUCAAACCAAAGCCUGCAGAAUGUGGCGAAGUAAAACUCUAUCAAAUAUCCUGCAAAGAAACAGCUUUAAAGGAAUGUUCAAAUCAAGCGCUGCCAUCCAUUCAACCACCAUUAGACUCUCAUGGUCAAAACUUGCUGUUGCAUGCCAUAGAACUAAAGCACCACAUUAGAAAGAUGUUGUUGAUGAAGAUGGCAGCACAACAUCAACAAGCAGGUGGAAAUAAAAAUGAUAAUCUUCCACAACUACCAGCUGCCCCUUUACCACCCAAGAAAUAUUGUUGGAAAAAUGGAAUAUAUACACGUCCACAUUUUCCAGGAAUUGUACCCAACCCUGUUGAGUUUGAAAUAAAAAGUCAAUUCACCACUGGCCAUGGUGUCAGUCCUGUUCAACUAGAUAAUGAUUCACUAAGAUGUCUUACAUACAAAGCUAUUGCAGCAAUCUGUUGUCAUUGUGGCUAUGAAAGUGCUCAUGAUUUGACUCUAGAUGUGUUAAGCGAUGUUUUGGCAGAUUUUCUUAAACGCUUCACAAAGUUAUUACGAAUUGCCUUGGAUGCUGAAGCCUCGCAGAGAGAAACAAGAUUUCCUAAUGUCUUGGAGUAUGUACUUCAGGAAACAGGAAUUGGUGGUUUAAAUGCAUUACGGCAAUAUUGGUGCACCAAUAUCCGUGAAUAUGCCCUGACGUUAGAACAAGAGGAUGAGAGGCUCAUGAGUCAGUAUUACAAAUUGACACAUCCCGAGUGCAAGUUGGUAGUCGCUAAUUUAUGGUAUGUGUCAGAAACCAGUGGAACACAUCAUGGCUUACUCUGACAAAUCUCGUGGCUCUUUUGGCAAGCAACGCCUUUUGUUGUUCUGAAAUUAUUUUGUGGCUUCAAAAACUAUCAACUUUAAAAAAUGGUGAAGCCACUAGUCUGAUAUAAACUUGUUGACAAUUCGCGUUAACAGCUGACGAAAAACUUAAAUUGAAUUCUGGCAAGCUGAAAGUUUAUAGUGGAAAAUUGAGCUGCAAUUGUAACGAAAGUAUACAGAAAGCUUGCAAAUGUUCAUGUUAAUUGUGACAUUACUCUAAAACGUUCGUGUUGAUUGUGGAAAGAAUCACGAACACUCCCUCUUUAUCACUUCAUGUAUAUAAGCCCGGACUCGCAAAAACAUUAAAAAAGUGCAUUUUUUGAAUAUGAAGUACUCUAGGUUUUUCAACGGAAACGUUCCAAGUGCAAGUUCCUAAAACACUCGACCACUAGCCAUUGACAAACGCGUAUUUUUGUAUCUUCAAAGAAACUCGCUUCUAAGUGAUUUUUGCCUGAAGGUUGAAUCUAAAGCAUGUCCAAACCUGCAGCUUCGCAUGAGUAAUUUUCACAAUGAAUUAAAAGUUUUUUUAAAACACGUGAAGAUUUCAUUUUGAAGUAGUUUUUUAAACGAAAGCAAAUCCAUGAGUUCAAGACAUUUUUAUGAUUUGUAAAGAAUGCUUAAUUGUUUGAGAACUUUCUACAAGGAAUCCGGUAUCUACGACUGUUAUCUUUAAGUAGAAGAAGAUAUUUUACACAAUAAUCUCUUUCUAACGGUAAGAUUAUUUUGUUAUGCAUGUGAACUAUGGACUGAGUAAAGGCUGUUUACUAGUAUAGUGCAUGAUACAGCGCGCGUUUUUUGCGAAGUACAUGAAUCAGUGGUUAUAACGAUACUGUCGCUUGAAAAUUCAAAGUGCCAGUAUUGUUGUCAAUUAGGUAGUAACUAAUCUGGUUCACCAAAGAAUAUGUCGUUCCUCUUAAGAAUACAUCACUCAUGUUUGAAAUUUUUGUAAACUGUAUUCCAUAUCAAGCCUUUUAUUUGACAGUCUUGACAGACAUAUUAAAUUGUUGGAUAUAUUGCAACAAGUGUGUACAUAGAUUUGUAAAGUACAACGUUUAGUUCAUGUUUGGUCCUGGACUUGAUGUGGAUUUUCAGGGAAUAUAUUCAAUCUCGUAACUUGGACAUAAAGGGAUAAC
Molecule: messenger RNA, 2162 nt
Organism: Dendronephthya gigantea
Lineage: Eukaryota; Metazoa; Cnidaria; Anthozoa; Malacalcyonacea; Nephtheidae
Product: STAGA complex 65 subunit gamma-like
Exons: 6
Coding region: 103-990 (295 amino acids)
Cellular component (GO): SAGA complex
Molecular function (GO): protein heterodimerization activity; transcription coactivator activity
Source: RefSeq, a predicted model, not a curated record